UUGUAGUGAGUAGACGGGUUACUCUUCUAUAUUAAUGUACUUUUAAAAAAAUAUAUAUAAUGCCCUUUAAAAAAAAUAUUAUUCGAAUGGAAAUUGGCCCUUCCUUGCUUGCCUCAGAUUUAAGUAAUCUAGCAUCUGAGGCUGAACGAGCUGUUCAGGCUGGUGCUGAUUAUUUGCAUAUAGAUGUUAUGGAUGGACAUUUUGUUCCAAAUAUAACUUUGGGGCCUCCUGUUAUAAAAAGCCUUCGAGCUCACUCUGACGCCUUUUUCGAUUGUCACAUGAUGGUUGCUAAUCCAGAACAAUGGGCGAAUGAAAUAGCAAUUUCUGGAGGAAAUCGAUAUACUUUCCACCUAGAGGCCACUAAAGAACCAAUAAAGUUAGCUAAACAAAUUAAAAAUUUAAAGAUGGAAGUGGGAGUAGCCCUCAAGCCGGCCACGGAAAUUACUGCUCUGGAUGGUUUAAUUGAGCACGUCGAUUUGGUUUUAAUAAUGACAGUGGAACCCGGUUUUGGUGGACAGAAAUUUAUGCAUCAGAUGCUCAGCAAGGUGGAAUAUUUACGAAGGCGUUACAAAACCUUAAACAUUCAAGUAGAUGGAGGGCUUAAUUCAGAAACUCUUGAAAAAGCUGCUAAAGCGGGCGCAAAUUCAAUUGUAGCGGGAAGUUCCGUUUUUAGCUAUAAAGAUUUGAAGAAAAAUUGUUUUACAAGAGAAAAAAAUUGAAAAAAAUUGAAAAUUAAAUCA
Zophobas morio is the source of this 740-nucleotide messenger RNA. RefSeq lists its product as uncharacterized. The coding region runs from base 60 to 719 and encodes 219 amino acids. The record is from RefSeq and is a predicted model, not a curated record. Gene Ontology annotation, biological process: pentose-phosphate shunt, non-oxidative branch; pentose-phosphate shunt; carbohydrate metabolic process. Gene Ontology annotation, cellular component: cytosol. Lineage: Eukaryota; Metazoa; Arthropoda; Insecta; Coleoptera; Tenebrionidae. The transcript has 8 exons. Gene Ontology annotation, molecular function: D-ribulose-phosphate 3-epimerase activity; metal ion binding.